GCUCAGUUGUGGAGUAACCAUCGUGACGCGUAGACUUGGAGGAAAUGCAGCUCCGGCUCUGAAGAUUAUUUGGCGGCAAGAGGCGCCAAGGCAGGCUUCGUUGAGAGGCAUUUUGGUGUAUUUACAGCCUAUCUAGCUGUGCAUCUGUGUAGAGAGAGCUUUUUAUGAGCUUUUACCCCACGAUAAAUCUCAAGUAAAUUUCCGCGAGACAGUGUACCAUGGAGAACUGAUGAAUGUUGUGAAUUUCCCGGCAGAAGCUCGAGGCGAUUUUCACGGCUUUUUGGAUCUUCCCAUCUCCCCCAAGACACUCAAUCAUCUCGCCCCAAGACUUGUGUGUUCAGUGUUGACGAAAAGUUUGCAAGAAGGGAAUUUUUCAUUGACGAGUAAAUUUUUACAGUGAAAUCCCGCAGGAAGAAUUUUAUCGGGUCGUGUGACGAAUUUUGCGGGAAGAGAUUUUGCUCACAAAAAGGCCAAAAAAACGAAGGAUUCUGAUAGUUGAGGGGGAAAAGUCAAAGUGAAUGAAAGUCUUCCACUUGAAACUUGGGAGAUGAAGUGCAAAAUUCUCUGGAGUUUAUUCUUCACCAUCAUGUCUGUCAUCCCGACAAAAACUGAAUCAUCAGCCACGGUGUUUGAUUCCCACUUACGAGGACCAGGCUUCGUGAUGGAACCACCACCACGGUUGGAGUUUAGCAAUUCAUCGGGAGCCUGGCUAGACUGCUCUGCCUCGGGCAGUCCACAGCCAUCGAUUGACUGGUUGUCGGUGGAUGGGACUUCAGUGGGUGAUGUGGGUGGUGUUCGGAGGGUACUACGCAAUGGGACCCUUGUGUUGCUUCCAUUCCCAGCAGCUGCCUAUCGUCAGGACAUUCACAACACCAUCUACCGCUGUGUGGCCUCCAAUAAUGUUGGACGUGUUAUCUCCAGAGAUGUUCAAGUCAGGGCUGUGGUUGGCCAGGCCUACAAGGUAGAUGUUGAAGUUUUGAGUGCAUCAAGGGGUUGCACAGCAAUACUGCGAUGCGUUGUUCCGACAUUCGUAAAGGAACUCGUGCGUGUUGUAUCGUGGGUACAAGAGCCCGCCUUCUACAUCUACCCAUCCCUCCAGGGUGAUGGGAAAUUUCAUCUCCUGCCCACGGGUGAACUCCUAAUUCACAAUCUUGAGUACAGCGACGAAUAUCCAACGUACAGAUGUCGCACGAUGCACCGUCUCACGCGCCAAGUUGUCGUGAGUUCAGCCACAAAAGUUAGAAUAAGUGAUCAGAGAGGUAUCGUAGCGCCGAGUAUUGUCGAGCACACAGCCCAUGUGUCCGUUGCUCAGGAUGAAGGUGCCGUCCUGCUGUGCAUAGCCCAGGGAUGUCCUGCCACUGAAUACAGAUGGUACACACACAAUACCCCCGGGGAACCUCUACCUGUUCUAACAGGACCUCGUAUUCGUCUCCUGGGGCCCGUUCUAGCCAUUGAAGCGGUGACAUCUGAAGAUGCAGGCAUCUACAAAUGUUCAGCAGCAAAUGCAGGUGGGGAAGCGAGUGCAGAGCUGAGACUCUCUGUGGCUGCACCACUUCAGGUGGAAAUAACACCAAAUGUCCUGAGUGUUCACAUGGCGGGAUCUGCGGAAUUCCGUUGUCUAGUGACGAGCAAUGGGGUACAGCUGGCGCAGCAACAUAUCACCUGGUUUAAGGACGGACGGCAGCUGCCCAGCUCAGGGAGAAUUGGUGACACUCUCUUGGUGACUGCUGUGGGGCGAGAGGACAAGGGAAUGUACCAGUGUGUGGUCAGACGACCGGAGGGUGAUACAUUCCAAGCGGCAGCAGAACUGCAACUUGGGGACGCCCCACCUGUAUUGCUGUACAGUUUUAUUGAGCAAACCCUUCAGCCAGGACCAGCGGUGUCCCUCAAAUGCUCUGCUGCUGGAAAUCCAACACCUCAAGUGACCUGGACACUCGAUGGGUUUGCCUUGCCAACAAACGGCAGAUUCCUCAUUGGACAGUAUGUCACUGUGCAUGGGGAUGUCAUCAGCCACGUGAACAUUAGCCAUGUUAUGGUGGAGGAUGGUGGAGAGUACUCAUGCAUUGCUGAGAAUCGUGCCGGCAAGAUAUCCCAUUCGGCUCGCCUCAACAUCUACGGUCUUCCGUACAUUCGCCUUAUACCGAAAGUUACAGCGGUGGCUGGUGAGGAUUUGCACUUGAAGUGCCCCGUUGCCGGAUAUCCCAUCGAUGAAAUUCACUGGGAAAGAAAUGGUCGGGAAUUGCCAGAUGAUAUCAGGCAGAAGGUGCAGCCGGAUGGUUCGCUUGUCAUCAGCCCGGUGCAGAAGACGGACGAUUCCGGGGUCUACACAUGCUGGGCACGCAAUAAGCAGGGUCAUAGUGCCCGAAGGAGUGGAGAGGUGACAGUUAUAGUACCCCCAAAGCUAAAUCCCUUCCAUACGACUGCACUGUCUCUCAACGUUGGUGAUCGAGCCUCCUUAACGUGCUCCGUGGUUAAGGGAGAUCAACCCUUAACGAUAAGUUGGCGCAAAGAUGGACGCAUUGUGGAUUCAUCGCAGAGGAUGUCGGUCACACAGGUUGAUCAGUACAAUAGCAUCCUUGUGAUUGAUAGCCUCUCAUCUGAGCAUUCUGGAAAUUAUUCAUGCGUUGUUCGGAAUCAAGCUGCUGAGGUGGAAACAUCCCAGGCUCUUCUGGUUAAUGUACCUCCGCGGUGGAUUGUUGAACCAUCGGAUGUGAAUGUUGAGAGAAAUCGCCACAUAACCAUCCACUGUCAAGCUCAGGGAGUUCCCACACCCAUUGUGACCUGGAAAAAGGCGACAGGAAGCAAAUCUGGGGACUAUGAGGAAGUCAGGGAGCGCCCAUACACCAAACUCCUCUCCAAUGGAUCCCUCCUACUGCAGCACGUCAAAGAGGAUCGGGAGGGAUUCUACUUGUGUCAAGCACACAAUGGCAUUGGGACUGGCAUUGGAAAAGUAAUCCAACUGAAAGUCAACUCUUCACCAUAUUUCUCGGCCCCAAGUCGAAUGGUUACAGUAAAGAAGGGUGAUACUGCUGUGUUGCAGUGUGAGGUGAAUGGGGAUAAACCAAUUAAUGUUGUCUGGUUGCGUGCUGGCAAGCACGAACUCAAUCCGUCAACCAACUACCGCGUGGCUGUGAAGCAAGACGCCACACCUGAUGGAAUUUCAGCUGAAGCACAAAUAACUAAUGUGGACAGUUCCGACAGUGGACCCUACUUCUGCCAAGCUAGCAAUUUGUACGGGAGGGAUCAGCAGUUGGUGCAGUUGCAGGUUCAGGAACCACCGCAGGCACCAACUGCCCUUGAAGCUCUAAUGGUAUCCAGUCGUUCAGUUAAUCUCAAAUGGUCACCACGUGGUAAUGACGGGGCUGAGGUCACGAAGUACAUUGUGGAGUAUCAUGAAGUUGAUAGACCAUGGCAGACUGUGGAGUUGUCUGAUCCACCGCAAUUCACUGCACUGAUUGAGAGCCUAAAACCUGCCACGAGAUACACAUUUCGGGUGAUUGCUGAAGGAACUGCCGGACGGAGUAGUCCUAGUCAGGAAUUAACAAUUAAAACGGAGCCACAGAGACCAGCUGGACCACCGCUCAAUCUCUCAGCUCGUCCACUGUCCUCCACGGAGAUUUUGGUAACGUGGACUCCUCCACUGGCUGAGCUACGUAAUGGAGAAAUUCAGGGGUACAACAUUGGCUACAAAUCCUCCCUAUCGAGUUCAACAGUCUUCAAUUUCACGUCCGUCUCAGGAGAUGGGGAGGAUGGAACGGGAGAAUUGCUCUUGAAUAAUUUGGCCAAAUACACCCGGUACACCCUUGUCGUCCAAGCUUUCAAUCAAGUCGGCCCAGGACCACUGUCGGAACCAACAAGCGCACAAACCCUCGAAGAUGUACCCGGUAUGCCGCCAGAAGAUGUUCGCUGUGCUGCUUUAACGUCGCAGAGUUUGCAAAUUUCAUGGCAACCACCACCGGCUCAUCACACAAAUGGCCUCCUUCAGGGGUACAAGCUCGUUUUUGAGCCUGUUCUUGAUGACUUUGCAGGGACCAAUGAAGACAUCGAAACACGCAAAACCACCGCACAAACCACCGUCCUCACAGGCUUGCGGAAAUACACAAAUUACAGUGUGCAAGUUCUAUCGCACACACGUAUGGGGGAUGGGGUACUCUCAGCUCCAACAUACUGCCAAACAGAAGAAGAUGCUCCGGAAGCACCAGCGGACAUUAAAGUCGUUGUAAGUUCACCGCAAUCGCUGUUUGUGUCAUGGUUGCCGCCCAAUGAGCCAAAUGGGGUCAUUACCAAGUACAAUUUGUACACAAGGGUGGUAAAUGGCCGGGAGGAGAUUAACAAUGAAAAGAGAAAUUUACCAUCGCAGCAGCUAAGUUACGAAGCAAAAGGGCUUCAGGCACAUGUGGAGUACCAAUUCUGGGUGACUGCAUCAACACGUGUGGGUGAGGGGAAGAGUUCACGGGUUGCAUCUCAAAUCACCUCAAAUAGGGUUCCAGCAAGGAUUAUCUCAUUUGGAGGACUCGUGGUGCGAGCAUGGCGUUCCUCAGUUAUGCUUUCGUGCCAAGCUGUGGGACAGCCACGGAGGGAAUGGCUCAAGGGUGACCUUUCACUGCGACAGAAUGGAUUCAACAACAUGCAAAUAAUGGAUACAGGAGAGCUUUCAAUUGCUAAUCUUCAGAUGCAAGAUUCGGGCAACUACAGCUGCCAAGUGGACAAUGGCGUGGGAACGGAUAGAUUGACCUACAAUCUCCUUGUGCAAGUACCACCAGCUUCUCCCGUGCUGUACGUCACGAGUGCAACAUCGAGUAGUAUUUUGAUGCACUGGAAGAGCGGUAGUGCUGGCAAUGCUCCCAUAACGGAGUACACGCUACACUACAAACGUGCCCAUGGGAGCCUAGAGGAGCUCCCAUUGUCACGCCAUGCCUCAAGUCAUGAACUCAAGGGACUCCUCUGUGGCAGUACAUAUCAAAUCUAUCUCACGGCAUCCAAUAAAAUUGGAAUAUCACCCCCAAGUACAACACUUCACGUUCGAACUCAGGGACAAUUGCCGGGUAUUCCGGCAACAUCAGCACUUCUAGCACCGAAUUCAACAUCAGUCCUCCUACGGCUGCAUGCAUGGCCAGACAAUGGGUGUCCCAUUCUCUAUUUUGUACUCCAAUACAGAUCACUUUCGGAUUCGGAUGAUAAUAAAUGGAUCCUAGUAUCUAAUGCUCUGAAACCACAACGAAAGUUCACAAUUACGGGUCUCACACCAUCGACACUCUAUCAACUAAAGAUGGAAGCGCACAAUGUGGCUGGAUCGUCAGAUGUGGACGUUACUUUUGUCACACUGACCAAGGAUGGCGAUCCACCACCACCGGAAUUGGUUCAGAGGGGCCAUCGAACUAUUGCCUUCUACAGCGACAUGAAAUUCAUCAUUCCCAUCAUUAUUACAACAUCAGGAAUCAUCUGCACAAUGGCACUGUCUGUUCUCUGCUACAAAUUCCGACAAAAUAGUCGAGCUAGGAAGGAAGCUCUUGAAAAUCAACACAACGCAGAAGCUCAACGGGAAAGGUACUAUGCAACAAUACACAAAGUAGCUCUCCAGGGACCCGGUGGAGACAAGAUUCCAGAAACUUCCGAAGAUAUAUCACCAUAUGCGACAUUUCAACUUUCAGAAGCGAGCACCCUGGCACAGCCCCAUCAUUCGGGUCCUGCAAACACACUCCUGCACUCCUUUAUGUACCACGAGCGCGCCAUGACGGAGGGAUGUGCAUCACCACCGCCUCCAGCUGCGACGCAGAAAAAUCGACGAAGACACUCAAGGAAAACAGAGCCAGAGAGUGAGGAAUCAGAUUCAGAUCAGGAUCAACUAACAUCGAGCAGAACGGAAUCUUCGAACCAUUUGGAGGCAAAGAUGAAGCACAAAUUUCGUGCAGGUCUUAUCUAUCAUGGGACACAGUCGAGCACAUCGUCGGAUUUGUCACCAAUGUCAGAGCAGAAAUCCCUGCCAAGACGCGGUAGAUCCAGAGGCACAAUGAGAUCCCUCCUGCCACUGCAGCUGUCCGACUCCACGCCAGGAGGAGCGUCCUUCCAUCAGGUUCCCAUAGAAGGGGGUACACCAGAUCGUCCGGAACUGUCUGAGGCUGAAUGUGACAUCGACACCCUAAAGAAACUGAAGUUGGGCAUGCGAUCAUCUCUCUGGUCCCGACCAGCACCCACAAAUUCCUCAUCUAAUCAAGUUCCAGGACACCCGUCGGAUUACUCAAUCGCCGUUUAACCACAGGGGAGCACACGCCGAAGGAAUCAGCGUUUCUAGUUAGUUUAACAAAAUAUUUAAAAAGUCUUCAAUAUUAUUGUGCCAAAAUGACUAUACCCAUUGAAAUUGAAAUUGAGGGAUACAUGGUUUGUCAAAGACUUUUUUUUCUAAUUGAAUUUAUAUAGUUUAAACUUUUAACCGAAAAAAGUGUUUUUAAAAUAUUGAAAAAAAAAAUUAAAAUGUUACGACCGAGGCGUGAAUCAAAGAAAAAAAUUUUAAAAGAAAAUUUACGAGUUUUAUAAUCAAAAUCAACACGAUUAACGGAUGCGGAAAACCAAAAAAAUUGAUAGAGAAAAUGUGAAAUAAAAUUAUAUUUACUCGAUAAAAAAAAUCUCAAAGAUGUAAAAAAUAAAAUAUUAUGCAAAAAAUUGAGAGUUUAGUCAAUAGUUUGUAAAAAAAAGAACAAAGAACGAUUGAGGAAGAAAAUAUUUAUAUUAGUAGAGUAAUUUUUAUACAAAACUUUGUUAAAUUGUAAAAAAAUUUUCUAAUUCGUUAGGAAUGAAAAUCAAACGUAAACCGCAUUAUAUAGAAAUUGAAAAAAAAGAAAUGAUAGUGAAUAGCUUCAUCCCAAAUCAAGAGAAAAAAUCUUUAAAAAAUUCACUUCUUCAUUUUUUUUUAACGAUAUUUACGUCCCAGAGAAAUUUUUACAACUUUUUUAUCGAUAUGAGAACAAUUUUAUCCAAAAAAACAAAACAAAUAUUAAAAAAAAAAUUGCGGAAAAAAUCACUAUUAAGGGGUAUUUUAAAAGGAAAAAAAAAAGAUAUAUGUAACUUAUAUUUCAAGACUGACUUUUUCAUUGCUGUAUCAUUUAAAAGAAAAAUGUGGAGAUUAAAUUUCCGCAUGAUUCAUUUUUUUUUAGCUGAGAAGAGUGUCCGAUCUGAAUAGAAAAUUGAAUUGAAUUUUCCUUGAGAAAAAAAAGGACGAAAAAAAGGUAAUUUUGUGAAUAAUGUAGAACUAUAUGAAUAAAAGUUAUUGAACGUUGCUCCAUGUCAUCCAGGAAUUUUAAAGAAUUACAAACUGUGAGACUUAUUUGAAUGGAGAAGAGAAUGUGAAUAAAAUUGAAUGAGAAAACUCACAGAGACACAUCGAAAGAUGAAGUUUAUUCUAUUGUAUUGAUUACUUUUUCAACUGAAAAUUCCUACUGUACCUACUUAUUUUUCUUUCUCAAUAAUUAAAAAAAAAAGUUUUAAUUAAUUGCUUUUCAUGAUAAAAGCUUCAAGAAUAAUUUCUUUUCAUUGACGACAAAUCAAAUUCUUUUGCUUCUUCCAUUAAGAAUAAAUCUAACUAUUGCCUUAAUAAAUUAUUCAAAUAAUUGGAUCCAAUUUUUACAUUUUUCCUUAAACAAUAAUUUUACAUUCAAACUUUUCAAAAAAAAAUGAAUACCCUGUGAAAAAUAUUUUUAAGCCUUUCCGACAAUUUUUGUUUAAUCAAUUCCUCCAUCACCUGUCUCUAUCUAUAAUAGAUUGUGAUACACUGAUAAAAAAAUGCGAGAAUGAGAAUAAAAACAAUGUAAAAGUGUUAAUGAAAUAGAACAAAAUAAUGAAGAAAAAAAAUAUGAAGCCCCAUCGAUCCACAAAAUGAACAAAAAUAAAUGAAAAUAAUACUGCCCGACAUAAUUGAAAAUAUAUUAUAUUAAACAUUUAAAAUAGCAAAAUAUUUACAAAAAAAAAGAAUACGUUAUCAAAACUCAAUCUCACUGUACAUUGUAUGAAAAUGAAAGAAAAUAAUGAAGAAAAUUGUUGUAAAAAUAAAUAUUUAAUUUUGAAUCUUCA
This is a messenger RNA of Lutzomyia longipalpis, 8064 nucleotides long. RefSeq names its product cell adhesion molecule Dscam2 (gene Dscam2). Gene Ontology annotation, biological process: cell-cell adhesion; axon guidance. Gene Ontology annotation, cellular component: plasma membrane; axon. The record is from RefSeq and is a predicted model, not a curated record. Gene Ontology annotation, molecular function: protein binding. The transcript has 24 exons. Lineage: Eukaryota; Metazoa; Arthropoda; Insecta; Diptera; Psychodidae. Bases 548 to 6253 code for a protein of 1901 amino acids.